Messenger RNA from Spodoptera littoralis (African cotton leafworm), 972 nucleotides. The record is from the annotation of a GenBank genome assembly. Lineage: Eukaryota; Metazoa; Arthropoda; Insecta; Lepidoptera; Noctuidae.
AUGAUUGUCAGCGUGCCAGGGUAUGCCGGUGGACUGUCGGCGUCUCUGCCAGGUGGUGGCAGCGUGACGGGCGCAGCAUGGGAGCGACUCGGAGCGGAGCUGGUGCUGUCGGCGCUAGUGGCUGCCGCCUACUUCGCAGCCAUGGAGCGGCGCUGGACGGGAGCUGCACCGGCACUGCUGGGCGCUGCCUACUGUGCUGCUAGCUUCGUCUCUAUGCCGUCACUGAAUCCAGCUAGAUCGCUAGGACCGUCAUUCGUAUUGUCUCGCUGGGAGAGCCACUGGGUGAGCUGGGUGGGAGGACUCGGAGGCGGUGUGGCCUCCGCGCUGCUGCACGAGUGGGGCGGCCGACGAGCAAGGGGCGCGUCAUCACGUGCCUCGUCUCCUCGAGACCUGGACGAGCUCGACAAGCCCGCCUUCCCUUCGCAUCACCACUACCGCCACGCUCCUACGUACUGCGCCGCAGCUCCGCGCCCUGAUACCGCCGAGCCGCUCUACUCCGGCACCAAAUCACUCUACUGUCGCUCACCUCCACCUGCCAGGCAUGGCUUGCAUAGAUCGCAGUCAGUGUACAGUAAGGGUAGCUCCGCCACAAGUGGGGCAGCCAGCAGUGCAGCGGCCACCAGUGCAGUGGGCGGGGGCCCGCUGGUUGCGGCCACGUCGCUAGUGCUGCGCCCACCCACACAUACACACGCUCAUCACGCUCUAGCACAUAACCAGAAUGCCCACAACGCCCAACGAGAUCCUCCGUACGGCACAGCCAACGGUGUUCGCCCAGGACCAGCAGGAGCAGCCGUAAACGAGAGGCGUGAGUCAGUAUACAGCGGGAGCGUGGGUGGCACGAGCGCGAGUGGCGCGUCGAUGGGUGCGAGCGGCGUGGGCGGAGCGCGGCGAGACGACGCGUACGGCACGUACUCGCGCGCGCCGCACUACCGCUCCGCGCACGCACAGCACGGGCUGCCCGACCACUACUAG